Molecule: messenger RNA, 1484 nt
Organism: Pocillopora verrucosa
Lineage: Eukaryota; Metazoa; Cnidaria; Anthozoa; Scleractinia; Pocilloporidae
Source: RefSeq, a predicted model, not a curated record
GUUGGUAAACCAUGGAUAUGCUGAAGGCUGAGGAAAAGCGAUGGCUUGUGGUUGGAAUUUGCCUUUCAAAAGUUCUUACACCUGCAAUGAGGAGGGUUAUUGGGCAAGAAAUGCAUCAGUUGUAUCAGAACAUGGUUCUUCCACCAACAUGCAUUCAUUCACAAACAUUGUCUUCUUAUCUUAAAAGACUUCCACCUUCUACUGUGCGCCUUAAUUAUGUGAACAUCAACAACAAUGCAACACAAUCAUCUUACCACAGCUAUGAUUACUGUGUUAAAGAUGAACUGUCAUUAGCUAAACUGUUUGUGAAGCCAUUCAUGUCUAGUUUCACAGGUUUUGAUGAAACAUUGGAUUCAUCUGCAGCACUCUCUAUUUUAUGUGUAGCACCAAACUUUGUUUAUGAUGGAAUUGAUAUUAUUGCAAGUGAUGUACGUGAUUUGGUGCGUAAUGAAUGGGGCCAUUGUAAGUUUGCAACUUGGACUGAAGCUUAUUACCAGAACUGUUUUCAGCUUAUGGAAAAACUGAUCACAAGACUGAACCUUCCUGAAGCAUCGAAAAAAGAUGUUUUGAAGGACUUGCAAGAGUGGAGAAACAGAGGAACAAACAUGUGCUUUGGACAACCUGUUAAUGAUGAUGUGCUGAAACUCGUACAAGAGGAAAUGGCAACAUUGGUUACAUCUGUUGAAAAAAAUAAGGAAACUUGGGUGCAGGAUCAUGAGGGACUAAGAAAGAAUCUGCAAAGUUUGACACAACUUUUUGAACUUGACAUCAAGCGACUUGAAGCUAGCCAUGUGGCCUUAGAAAGUGGCCUCAGUGUCCUUAAAGAGGAUCAGUUGAGGAUGAAAGAAACUCUAGUGGAAAAUGAAAUGAUAGCCUCAUCAAAUGCAUCUCUCAUACAGCAUGUUAAAGACAGUUAUGAGGAGAAGCACAAAGGUCUUCAAUGUCAACAAGAGGUUUUGGAAGGGAAAGUUGCUGGUUUGUCUCAAGGAAUGGAAAAGUUGACUUCAGAAGGAAACAAUUGGCUCACAAGUGGACUCCAUUGGAAAAUCCCUGUAACAUUAGUGCUGAGUAUUGUCAUGAUUCUCCUAUAUGAGUAUUAUACUCCAGGAUCUAAGCUUCAUUAUUGGCAUUGUAGAAGGGAAAGCAUUCAAGGCCACACUUUGUCUUUCGUUUUCAAGACAAAUGAUCACCAGACACCGUCAGUGAAUGGAAUUGAGUUCAGCUGGGAGGCUUUAAGAAAGAAAUUGAACCUUAAGAUCCGUCCUCAUGAUGAGCCAGGGGUGCAUUACUACCUCAACAUCGAUCGCUGUGCAUACGGAGGUGUCGUACUUGUGCGCUCACUCCUGGACAAGACUCCUCAAGUGCGGGGAGCAGAGGUUUUAGCCGUUAACUCUGAUUGUUCUCGAGUCUUUUACCAUGAUGACGGCGUCUGGAGUCUUUACCAAAGUGCAAGAAAUAUCCGUUGCAUGCCUGCAAAUGGAUGA